AUGGGAUUUCUAGAGGUUUUUUUUUAUUUUGGGGGGAUUUUUUUGGGAUUUUUUGGGUUUUGGGACUUCCCCCGGCUCCAGGACCUCGUGGUGCAGGAGACGAUCGAGGACCUGGACCGGGACGGGGACGGAUUCAUCCAGGUGGACGAGUACAUCGCUGAUUUAUUCGAGGGCCCCCCCGGCUCCCCCGAGCCCCCCGAAAUCCAACGGGAACGGGAGCAAUUCCUAAAAAUCCGGGAUCGGGACCGGGACGGGCGCCUGGGACCCCCCGAGGUGAAACUUUGGCUCAGCCCCCCCAGCCCCGACUGGGCCGGGGUGGAGGCCGAGCACCUCAUCCACCACGCCGACCUGGACCUGGACGGGGCCCUGAGCCGGGAGGAGAUUUUGGGCCGCUGGGAACUUUUCGUGGGGAGCCGAGCCACCGACUACGGGCAGGACCUGCACAGGGCCCACGACGAGCUCUGAGCCCCAAAACCGCCCCAAAAUAUCCAAAAAACAUCCCAAAAUAGCCCCCCAAAAUUCACCAAAAUAGCCCCCAAAAAUCACAAAAAUAUCCCCAAAAAUUCAUAAAAAUAUCCAAAAAGUUCCCCCAAAAAUCACAAAAAUAUCCCCAAAAAUUCCCCCCCAAAAUUCGAAAAUAUUCCCAAAAAUAUCCCAAAAUAGCCCCCAAAAAUUCACUAAAAUAUCCCACUAAAUCCCCAAAAAUAUCCCAAAGUAGACCCCAAAAAUUCACAAAAAUAUCCACAAAAAUUCACAAAAAUAUCCAAAAAAUGCCCCCCAAAAAUUCACUAAAAUAUCCCCAAAAAUUCAUUAAAAUAUCCAAAACAUUCCCCAAAAACAUUCCAAAAUAGACCCCAAAAAUUCACCAAAAUAUCCCCAAAAAUCCUCAAAAAUAUCCCAAAAUAGCCCCCAAAAAUAUCCCAAAAUAUCCCCCAAAAAUUCACCAAAAUAUCCCCAAAAUUCACAAAAAUAUCCCCAAAAAUAUCCCAAAAAAUUCCCCCAAAAAUUCACCAAAAUAUCCCAAAAUAGCCCCCCAAAAAUUCCCCAAAAAAUACCAAGAAUAUUCCCAAAAAUAGCCCCCAAAAAUUCACCAAAAUAUCCCUAAAAAAUCACAAAAAUAUCCCCGAAAAUUGACAAAAAUAUCCCCAAAGAUUCACCAAAAAAUCCAAAAAAUAUUCUCAAAAAUAUCCCAAAAUAGACCCCAAAAAUUCACAAAAAUAUCCACAAAAUUUCACAAAAAUAUCCAAAAAAAUUCCCCCAAAAAUUCACCAAAAUAUCCCCAAAAAUUCAUAAAAAUAUCCAAAAAGUUCCCCCAAAAAUUCACAAAAAUAUCCCAAAAAAUAUUCCCGAAAAUAUCCCAAAAUAGCUCCCAAAAUUCACAAAAAUAUCCCCAAAAAUUCAUAAAAAUAUCCAAAAAAAUCCCCCAAAAAUUCACAAAAAUAUCCCCAAAAUUGCCAAAAAAAUACCCAAAAUAUUCCCAAUAAAUCCCCAAAAAAUCUCAAAAUUGAUCACAAAAAUCCACAAAAAUAUCCACAAAAAUUCACAAAAAUAUUCCCAAAAUAUUCCCAAAAAUAUCCCAAAAUAGCCCCCAAAAAUUCACCAAAAUAUCCCCUAAAAAUCCCAAAAAUAUCCCCAAAAAUACCAAAAAUAUUCCCAAAAAUUAAAAAAAAUUCACAAAAAUAGCCCCAAAAACUUGAAAAUAUUCCCAAAAAGAUUCCAAAAUACCCCCAAAAAUUCAUAAAAAUAUCCAAAAAAUUCCCCAAAAACAUUCCAAAAUAGACCCCAAAAUUCACAUAAAUAUCCCAAAAAUUCACCAAAAUAUCCCCAAAAAUCCCCAAAAAUAUCCCAAAAUAGCCCCCAAAAAUUCACCAAAAUAUCCCCUAAAAUAUCCCAAAAAAUUCCCCCAAAAAUUCACCAAAAUAUCCACAAAAAUUCAUAAAAAUAUCAAAAAAAUGCCCCAAAAAUUCACAAAAAUACCCCAAAAUAGACCCCAAAAAUUCACAAAAAUAUCCAAAAAAAUUCUCCCCAAAAUAUCCCACACAAUUCCCCCAAAAUAUCCCAAAAAAAACCCGAAAAAUAUCUCAAAAUCGACCCCAAAAAUAUCCCAAAAAGGUCCCCAAAAAUUCACAAAAAUAUCCCAAAUUUUGGGUAUUUGGGAAUAAAAAUUUGGGGUCGUUGCCCCAAAACCCAAAAA
Passer domesticus (house sparrow) is the source of this 2194-nucleotide messenger RNA. Its product is annotated as reticulocalbin-3-like. Lineage: Eukaryota; Metazoa; Chordata; Aves; Passeriformes; Passeridae. The record is from RefSeq and is a predicted model, not a curated record. The transcript has 5 exons. Gene Ontology annotation, molecular function: calcium ion binding. Gene Ontology annotation, cellular component: endoplasmic reticulum. Bases 1 to 465 code for a protein of 154 amino acids.